Drosophila montana is the source of this 1492-nucleotide messenger RNA. RefSeq names its product vesicular integral-membrane protein VIP36. The coding region runs from base 118 to 1095 and encodes 325 amino acids. The record is from RefSeq and is a predicted model, not a curated record. Gene Ontology annotation, biological process: endoplasmic reticulum to Golgi vesicle-mediated transport. Gene Ontology annotation, molecular function: D-mannose binding. NCBI's taxonomy places the organism in Eukaryota, Metazoa, Arthropoda, Insecta, Diptera, Drosophilidae. The transcript is spliced from 5 exons. Gene Ontology annotation, cellular component: endoplasmic reticulum-Golgi intermediate compartment; Golgi membrane; endoplasmic reticulum membrane.
GCCAACAACUAGCAAAAAGCAACCACUCAUCAAACCGGCAUCAGCACCGAAAAAGCGAGAAAUAUUCGCCUGAGCUUAAACCAAAUUUUCGUAGAGUAGACGCCAACGCAUGCCAAAAUGACGCACACAAACACAAAUUGGAUCCUGGCAUUUUUCGGCACUCUGUUGGCUUUGGAGCUAGUGACUGGCUCCGAAAACAAUGAGUAUAUGAAGCGGGAACACAGUCUAGUGCGUCCAUUUCAAGGCGUUGGCGUUAUACUACCCCACUGGGAUUUUCUGGGCAACACAAUGGUCACCAGUAACUACAUAAGACUGACACCGGAUUUGCAAUCAAAGAGCGGCGCACUGUGGAACUACUCGCCCAUCAUGGGACGUAAUUGGGAGGUUCACGUUGGGUUCAAAGUACAUGGCAAGGGCAAUGAGCUGUUUGGCGACGGAUUCGCCAUUUGGUAUACAAAGGAUCGGAUGCAAACAGGUCCUGUUUUUGGCAGCAAAGAUCAUUUCUCUGGGCUGGCCAUUAUACUGGACACCUACAGCAAUCACAACGGACCGCAUAAUCAUCAACAUCCCUAUUUGAGCGCUAUGGUCAAUAACGGUACCUGGAGUUAUGAUCACGACCGAGAUGGCACCCAUACCCAACUGGCCGGCUGUGAAGUGCGCUUCCGUAAUGUGGAUUACGACACGUUUAUUAGCAUCCGAUAUGAGAACGAUGUGUUGUCCGUUUCGACGGAUCUCGAGAAUCGAAACGAGUGGAAAAACUGCUUUGUGGUAAACAAUGUGGAGCUGCCCACAGGCUAUUACUUUGGCAUGUCAGCAACAACGGGCGAUUUGUCCGAUAACCAUGACAUUCAUACCUUCAAGUUCUUCGAUAUUGACACAAAUAUCAGUCAUGAGGAGAUCUUGCAGCGCAGCAACAUUAUUCCAAAUGCCAAAACAUUUGAAGCGCCGCGAGAGCACAAAGAUGAUCCGAAGCCAGGAAUGUCGAAUGCCAAGAUCUUUUUCAUACUGCUAUUCGUAGUGCUGGUGACGGCGGGCGUGGCUAUUUUCGCCAUAUCGUAUUUCAAGGAUCGCAAUGCGCGAAAACGCUUCUACUGAAAAACGAGAGCUCCAACUGCAACAGCAACAGCAACAAUAAAUGCAACCAAACCUAGGCAUAGUCUACCAAAACAUCAUGUUACAAGCAGCAGCUGACAAGUUUCAAGUCCUUUUACAGUUAAUUUAUAUUGAAUGUGUACCCAUUACGACGAUACUUGUUCAUACGUUAUCUAGACUACCCGGUUUUUGUUAGAAUGUUCAUUUUUUUGAAAAUUGUGGAUUAGGCAAAACAACAACGACGCAACGGGCAACAGACAAACGGGCAAUUGUUAAAUUUAAGUGAAAAUUUUUAAUCUGAACUAUAGACAAAUUGAGACCGUAAGAAUAUUAUUGCAGUGUGUGUACAUUACAUUAGAAAAGAUUUAAAAAGAAACGACCAACCAACUGCAACUCAUAA